AUGUCGCAAGCCACUACGGGGCUUCUGUGGAAGUCUCUCUCCUCCACAAUUUCGACACAGUGCCGACGAUGCAUCUCCCAAUCGACGUUUCCUAAGCAGACCCGGCCGACUACCGCUGCGCCGAGUAUGCUUCAGACGAGACCUUCCCCGGCGCAAAGAAGGACGAAGACGUUCAAGACCGUAGAGGAGGCAAAGAGCAGAUACAGAGCAGGGCCCUUUUCAUGGAAGGCAGGCCUGCUGUUCGUCGGAACCGGUGUUGGUCUGACAUGGUACUUUGAGGCCGAGAAGCAGCGCAUGGAGCGCAAGCGCAUUGCGGAGGCGACUAAGGGCAUGGGACGGCCCAAGGUGGGAGGACAGUUCGAGUUGACCGACCAGAACGGCAACAAGUUCACCAGCGAGGAUAUGAAGGGCCGUUACGCACUGGUCUACUUCGGCUUCACGCACUGCCCCGACAUCUGCCCCGACGAACUCGACAAGAUGGCCCAGAUGUACGACCUCGUCGAGAAGCAGCGCCCCGGCUCCGUCCUGCCCCUCUUCAUCACCUGCGACCCGGAGCGCGACACUCCCAAGGUGGUCAAGGAGUACCUGUCCGAGUUCCACCCGAAAUUCAUCGGCCUGACGGGCACCUACGACGAGAUCAAGGCCAUGUGCAAGCUGUACCGCGUCUAUUUCAGCACGCCGCAGCACGUCAAGCCGGGGCAGGACUACUUGGUGGACCACAGCAUAUACUUUUAUCUGAUGGACCCCGAGGGCGACUUUGUUGAGGCGCUGGGGCGGCAGCACUCGCCGUCGCAGGCGGCCAAGAUUAUUCUGGACCAUAUGAAUGAUUGGCAGGGAGGGUGGAAGAAGGAGGACACCCAUUUUUCCUUUCACGUUCUGUCAUGCGGCAUAUUUGAAUUCCAGAUUGAUUUUGAAGGGACUUGCAUUUUACACAUCAUGAGACAGGCAGUCAGGACAACGGGCCUCGGUCGGCUCGUUUCGAGGCCACUCACCACUUCACCGACACCUUUCAGGUGCGCGGCUGCCGGUAUCGGGUGUCACGAGAGAGAACUUUCCGGGCUGAAGAGGGUUACGCUGCCUUUGACGAGAUUACCGGGCGCCACCAAGACUUUUGGUUCGGAACGGUGGUUCAGUAGCAAGAAGCCGGUUUUCGAGGCGGGCGAAGCCCCGUCGUUUGCAUUUGCUUUUGAGAACUGUCCCAUUCCCGGGGCCGCCGAGUCGCUGCAGUAUCUCAACGACAACAACAUCCCGUUCAUCCUCCUGACCAACGGCGGAGGCAAGCCCGAGGCCGUCCGGGUGAAGGACCUGAGCGACAAGCUCGGGGUCAAGCUCUCGGUGGACAACUUUGUCCAGUCGCACACUCCCUUUCAAGAGCUGGUGCAGGGGCCGGAGGGACUGGGAGACAAGACCAUCUUCCUGACGGGUGCCGAUGCGAGGAAGUGCAGAGAGAUUGCCAAGCUGUACGGCUUCAAGAACGUGGUGACGCCUGCAGACAUCAUCCACGCCCACCCCGAAGUAUUCCCCUUUGAACUCCUCAAAAAGUCGGUCUACGCAGGCUCCCACGAGACCCUACCGAAACCGAUCCACGACGGCACCGUAGCAGACGCGGACGCGCUCAAGAUCGACGCAAUGUUCGUCUUCAACGACCCGCGCGACUGGGCUCUCGACAUCCAAAUCAUCACCGACCUGCUCUUGUCGCGCAACGGUCUGCUGGGAACGUACUCGCCCAAGAACGGCGACGCGUCGCUGCCGAACGGCGGGUGGCAGCAGGACGGGCAGCCCCCGCUCAUCUUUUCGAACGCGGACCUGUUCUGGUCGACGACGUACCACCAGCCGCGGUUCGGGCAGGGGGCAUUCCAGGCGGCUGUGGCGGGCGUGUGGAAGGAGGUCACGGCGGGGCAGGCGGAGCUGAAGAGGACUGUGUUUGGGAAGCCGUUUGCGACUACGUAUCAGUAUGCGGAGCGGGUUCUUGAUGCCCAUCGAAAGGCGCUGCUUGGUAAGAGUAAGAGUGGUGGUGGUGGUGGAGAUGUCGCGCCGUUGAAGACGGUGUACAUGGUGGGGGAUAACCCGGAGAGCGACAUCCGGGGCGCGAAUGAUUACAGUAACGAGGAGACGGAGUGGGCUUCUGUGCUGGUGAAGACGGGUGUCUGGAGCCAGGAGAGGGGCGCGCCUACGCAUAAGCCCAAGAUGAUUGUGGAUGAUGUCAAGGCGGCGGUUGAGUGGGCGUUGCAGAGGGAGGGGAGGUCGGCCAAGAUCUAG
Molecule: messenger RNA, 2259 nt
Organism: Colletotrichum lupini
Lineage: Eukaryota; Fungi; Ascomycota; Sordariomycetes; Glomerellales; Glomerellaceae
Product: HAD-superfamily subfamily IIA hydrolase
Exons: 7
Coding region: 1-2259 (752 amino acids)
Biological process (GO): mitochondrial respiratory chain complex IV assembly
Source: RefSeq, a predicted model, not a curated record